Parascedosporium putredinis is the source of this 840-nucleotide messenger RNA. NCBI's taxonomy places the organism in Eukaryota, Fungi, Ascomycota, Sordariomycetes, Microascales, Microascaceae. The record is from the annotation of a GenBank genome assembly.
AUGGCGCAGUCGGAGACACACGUCAUCGCGUCCGAUCCCAUAUUGAGAGUCCUCAACCGCCAGCUUCCUCCUUUUACUGGCAAGCCUCGCACCUCCCUGGGCGUACGGCGAGCCGGUCGAAGCAAGCACGACAACAACGACGAGAGCGCCCGCGGCAGCCACGGCACCCCAAUGCCUUUGAAUCCACCGGGCGCCCUCAGCGAUCGGCAGCGAACAUCGUGCCCGCUCGCCCCGCUGAGCUGCCACCACGCCAAGGCCAAACCCGGCCGGCGGGGCGGCACGUCACCACCCGCCGGCGAGAAAAUCGUCCGCUGCGCGUACUCGAGCCACGAUUUUCACGGAGUGGGGCUCAGCUUGGCCACGCGGGCCGAAGUCGCCGCGAACCUCGUCGGCCUCGGCGCCCUCGACCCUCCGGAAGCCGCGACGGGGCCUCGCCGCCCUGAGCGAGAUGCCGGCGGGGGUCAGGCUGCCGUGGCCAAGAUUGUGUUUAAUGGCUUGCCCGAGGCGGCCAAGGCCAAGGUUUUGAGCUUGGCGAAGAACGCCUAUCUCGGGAUGCCGCACAAGGAGCGGCGGAAAUACCUCAAGGAGUCCUGGGGCUUCGACUGCACUUGCCCCCUCUGCCUGGCGGACGAAGCAACCCGCGAGGGGUCGGAUGCACGACGGAUGGCCAUCACCAUCGCCAACGAAUACAUCAAGUUAGGGGACUGGGAGGCUGCUCAGAUCUCGGCGGAAGCUGCCCUCGCCGGUUGGCUCCAGUACUGGGGAAAAGACACCCCCAAGGCGGAAAAGGGGGAAGAGCUAUUAGAAGCUAUCAAGAAUGCCAGGUCCCCAAAGCCAUGA